Messenger RNA from Arachis stenosperma, 750 nucleotides. RefSeq names its product protein FAR-RED ELONGATED HYPOCOTYL 3-like. The transcript has a single exon. Lineage: Eukaryota; Viridiplantae; Streptophyta; Magnoliopsida; Fabales; Fabaceae. The coding region runs from base 1 to 750 and encodes 249 amino acids. Gene Ontology annotation, molecular function: zinc ion binding. Gene Ontology annotation, biological process: regulation of DNA-templated transcription. The record is from RefSeq and is a predicted model, not a curated record.
AUGCAUGCCUUUUUUAACAAGUUCAUUACGCGGAACAACUCACUUAUCCAAUUCGUCAAACAAUACAAUAAUUGCCUCGGAAGCAAGGAGCAAAGAGAGAGAGAAUCAGAUGCUGCAGAUUUUCACACUGUCAUACCGUGUGCAACAAAAUCAUCUAUAGAAGCUCAGUUUCAACAGGUGUACACUCACCAGAAGUUUAGGAAAGUCCAAGCACAAUUCAGAGGGAAGGUGAAUUGCAUCACAAGAUCAACAAACUCCGCUCUAGGUUAUUUGGUAUACGAAGUUGUAGAACAAGUUUUCAACUCAAUAUUCAAUAAGUUUGCGGUUACAUACGACUCGGUAGCAGCCCAAGUGAAAUGCCAAUGCUUAUUAUUCGAGUCAAGAGGGAUAUUGUGCCGUCAUGCUCUAAGUGUGUUAAGCUUUGAACGAGUAAACAAAGUGUCACCGAGAUACAUAUUGGAACUAUGGAGCAAGAAUGUAAAGAUGAGACACACACACAUCAAGAGCAGCCACGACGAGCCACUAUUGAAGCCAAGAAGCAAGAGGUUUGACGAAUUGGUGUUUCGUUUGCAAAAUAUAUGCGAAUUUGCAUCAGAAUCUGAGGAGCUUACUGCCAUUUUGCACCGCGCCUAUAAUAACAUCGUGGUUGAGAUGCAAGAACUGAAAACCAAAAGGAAGGGGACAUGUUCGUUAUCUCACAAAGAUGCUAACUUGGAAUCUAUUAACGAGCUUAAAAGUGAUGUUCUUUAA